This is a messenger RNA of Arvicola amphibius (Eurasian water vole), 801 nucleotides long. Its product is annotated as antigen-presenting glycoprotein CD1d-like. The coding region runs from base 1 to 801 and encodes 266 amino acids. The transcript is spliced from 4 exons. Gene Ontology annotation, molecular function: lipopeptide binding; exogenous lipid antigen binding; endogenous lipid antigen binding. The record is from RefSeq and is a predicted model, not a curated record. Lineage: Eukaryota; Metazoa; Chordata; Mammalia; Rodentia; Cricetidae. Gene Ontology annotation, cellular component: external side of plasma membrane. Gene Ontology annotation, biological process: immune response; antigen processing and presentation, endogenous lipid antigen via MHC class Ib; antigen processing and presentation, exogenous lipid antigen via MHC class Ib.
AUGCUCUCUUUGAAUUAUCCCAUUGAGAUCCAGUUGUCUGCUGGGUGUGACCUGUACUCUGAGAACGCUUCAGAAAACUUUUUAUAUGCAGCAUAUCAAGGAGAAUAUAUCCUGAGUUUUCAAGGAACUUCCUUUCAGAAGGCCCCAGAUGCCCCACCUUGGACAGAGUUGGUCAUUAAAGUGCUCAGUGGUGAUCCUGGGACAACGGAAACAGCGCAACGGCUUCUGUAUGACAUCUGCCCCAAGUUUGUCCAUGGCCUCCAGGAGGCAGGGAACCCAGAGCUAGAGAGAGAAGAGAAGCCCGUGGCCUGGUUGUCCAGUGGCCUCAGUCCUAAACAUGGUCAUCUACAGUUGGUGUGUCAUGUCUCUGGCUUCUACCCAAAGCCUGUGUGGGUGAUGUGGAUGCAGGGUGAGCAGGAGCAAAAUAGUCCUCAGAGGAGUGACUGCCUGCCCGAUGCUGAUGAGACAUGGUAUCUCCGAGCAACCCUGGAUGUGGAGGCUGGAAAGGAGGCUGGCCUGGCCUGCUGCGUGAAACAUAGCAGUCUAGGAGGACAGGAUAUCACCCUCUAUCGGGUCAGGGGAGGGGGCACCACACCUGCCGCGAGCCUCAGCAGGCAACUCUACCUAGUUUGGGGACAGCAGCCCCUCACCAGCCAAGGCCAGCCACUCCUCUGCACACGGGGAGAGCAGCCACUUGCACCAAGGCCAGCCACUCCUCCCGACCUUACUCACCUUGACCCACAGCUCCUCCCAUCUGUAGAGUGCAACCACUCAUUCACCAUGUUGCAGCUGCUGAGCUGA